AUGUACUCAUCCUCGCGCUAUGCGACUUCACCAUGGUCUUUGGCCUCACCAAAACCGUCCACUGCAUCAGAACUUCCACCUACAACAACAGUCUCCCGUCCUUCAACUCCCGCAAACCAAUUUCCAACAUUAACAAGCCGUCCCCCCACAUCCCGAUCCCUAUCCACAACCCGCUCCUCAAUCUCCGACGUACCACCACCUCCCCUUUCUAUCCCCCCACACGCAACAUGGACAUGCCGCACCUGCCGUACUACCCACCCAUUCACCUCCACCAACCCCAUCCGACCUCUAGGCACCUUACGUUGCUCCACCUGCCACCUCGUCGCUAACUCCUCCGUCCAGAUCCACGGUCUGGCCUUCACGCUGCCCCGAGGCACACACUCCGCUGUCUCCCUUCCGCCGGGCAGCUUACAGUGGCCAAGGAGCAGUCUGAUCUGGGCGUGCUGCGCGUGCGGCCGCAGCCAUAUCAAGCACUGGAAACCGGUGUCUCGCCCAUCACCGCAUCGUAGUGCGGAGCCACAUGCACGCAUACGGUCAGGCGCCGAAGACGAGAAGCACAGCCUCCGUAGGACGCUGAAGAAAGUCUUUCAUAAGCGUGAGCAACGCAGCGAUAGCGUUUCUGAUCCUGUGCGUCCUAUCGAUGUUGAGAUUGAUAGUGCGACUCCGGUCUUUCGGAGUAGUGUCGAACGUCCUGCGAUCUGUGUAGUGGCGGAAGACGAGUGGCUCGCACAUGAUACUAUGCCGCAGGGUGACGUUGUAAACGUAGACGAACCGAAAUGCGUUGACCAGCCGGAGGAGGAACAGGUGGGCCGUCCGGCGACGAUGUGUAGCCUACUAGGGUUGCCUGGAAUUACGCGGCCGUAUGGAGAGGGGGAGGGGAGUAACGAGGGAAUGAUCUGGGAGCGGGAGGAGGAUGGACGGUGGGUUAGGUAUUUGAGAUCAUUUAGUGAGCAUGUUUAG
This is a messenger RNA of Dothidotthia symphoricarpi CBS 119687, 960 nucleotides long. RefSeq lists its product as uncharacterized. Bases 1 to 960 code for a protein of 319 amino acids. The transcript has 2 exons. Lineage: Eukaryota; Fungi; Ascomycota; Dothideomycetes; Pleosporales; Dothidotthiaceae. The record is from RefSeq and is a predicted model, not a curated record.